AUGUUAACGCGAAGAAAUCGAUUUCAUACAGUACCAUCAUCAGAUCUUACAGAAUUAGGUUCGUCAACUUCAACUUUCAAUGCUCCUUCUUCGAUAACAACUAAAAAUAAUCCACGUCAAACAAUUUCUACAAAAAAAGUACUAGGCAGAGUCCCCCUAAGGAGUACAUCGCCAACAUUAAUUACAAAUAAAUCGCCAAAGCGAUGGUCAACAGUAACAUCAUCACUCGUAACACAAGAAAAUGAAAAUCAAUUACCUCCCAUUUCUUUUUCGAAUACGAAAUCGAAUUUACUUCAUUCUACACGGAUGCAUUCAUCUGAAAGAAUAACUUGGAAUACCCCAACAACAUAUGCAAAGAAAUCAGUUGAAAAAUCAUCAAAAAAACAAAUUGAUGUAUCUAAUUACUACGAUUUCUUUACAGAAGUUCAAGAACCAUCUUCAGCACCGAAAACUCGACCCGUGACCGUAAAAAAGAAUGAACUGAAUAAUACGAUUAAAACACCAUCGAAAGAGAGAACAAUAACUAAACUCAAUGUGACAGAUUAUACAGCAUCUGGACGUGCUCUAAUAUUUAUUGAAAAUUAUAUUAUAAACAAUGUUUUACCUUAUUAUGCUAAUACACAUAGCGAACAUAAUGCAUGUGCAUCACAAACUACGAAAUUUCGUGAAGGAUCACGAUCUAUAAUUAAACAAUGUGUCAAUGCAAACGAUGAUGAUGUUGUUAUUUUUACUGGAUCAGGAUCAACAUCUGCUAUUAAUAAACUUGUUGAUGUUUUAAACUUACGAGAUGAAAAAAUUCGAAAUAAAACUGUUGUUUUAAUAACUACAUUUGAACAUCAUUCGAAUAUUUUACCAUGGAAAGAAACAGGAAUUGAGGUUAUACGUAUUCCUAAUAAUAAAUUAGGUUUAAUUGAUGAAGAAUUUUUAAGAAAUCAAUUAAAAUAUUAUCAUGAUCAAUCUAAAAAACAUAUUAUAUGUACAUUUAAUGCUGCUAGUAAUGUAACUGGUAUUCGAAUUGACGUUGAUAAAAUCUCACAACUUGUUCAUAAAUAUGAUGGUUGGAUUUUUUGGGAUUAUGCAGCAGCAGCACCUUAUGUUAAUAUUGAUAUGAAUCCAUCAAAAACUGCUUAUAAAGAAGCUGUUUUUAUUUCUACACAUAAAUUUGUUGGUGGACCAUCAACACCAGGUAUUUUAAUUGCUAAGAAAAAACUUUUUACUAAUCCCAUUCCAUCUUAUGUGGGAGGCGGUACAGUAAAUUUUGUUACUCGAACUCAUACAGAAUAUGUUAAAGAUAUUGAAACACGUGAAGAAGGUGGAACACCUAAUAUUAUUGGUGCUAUCCGUGCUGGUUUAGUUUUUCAAUUAAAAGAAUCUGUUGGUUUUCGUAUAAUUGAAAUACGUGAAGAUGAAUUAGUUGCAAAAUUUUUUACACGAUUUCGAAAACAUCCAAGAUUAUAUGUACUUGGAUCAGCAACUGCUCCUCGAUUAGGAAUAUUUUCAUUUCUUGUAUAUGUACCAUCAUUUAAAAAAUAUUUACAUCAUAAUUUUGUUUGUGUUUUAUUAAAUGAUUUAUUUGGUAUUCAAGUACGAUCAGGAUGUUCAUGUGCUGGUCCCUAUGUUUUAGAUUUACUUAAUAUUGAUGAUCAAACAGCAGAUAUUUAUACAAAAUUUAUAACAGCAAAUGAAAAUGCUCGACUUGAUAAAAUUCAUAAAAAUGAACUAAUGAAACCUGGUUUUACUCGAUUUAAUUUAUCAUACUUUAUAAGUGAUGAAGAAGUUGAUUAUAUUUUAAAUGCAGUUGAAGUUAUUGCAAAUGAUGGAUGGAAAUUUUUACCAAUGUAUACUUAUAAUUCAGAAACCGCUGCUUGGUAUCUUCGUACAGCGUCUUCUAAUUCUCAAUAUCACAAUAUUCAUAGAAUAACUUAUCAAAAUGGUAUAAUGGAAGAAAUUUUUGAAGCACAACAAAUAGAACCUCGUAAUUCAAAUAUUCUUCGUUCAAUGAUAAAAUCAUCUUCAAAUGAUCCAAUAGGUGAAGCUAAAACAAUGGCAAAUAAUAUACCGAAUUAUGUUUAUGAAAAUAUUGAUUUCAAAGCUGAUCCACCAUUAGAUAUUCCAGAUGAAUAUCAAGAUUUUAUUUGGUUUGUUUUACCUAAAGAUAUUAUUCGAAAAAUGAUUAUUGAUUUUGAACAAAAUCGAGAAAAAAAUUGUAAAGCAGCACCAUUUCGUCCGAAAAUUGACGAAGAAUAA
Molecule: messenger RNA, 2247 nt
Organism: Rotaria sp. Silwood2
Lineage: Eukaryota; Metazoa; Rotifera; Eurotatoria; Philodinida; Philodinidae
Source: the annotation of a GenBank genome assembly